GGCGCUAGUAAAGUAAAAAUACUUUGCCAUGUGCUUUGCAGUGAGCUGUACUACGAACAAUACAGGCUCACCAUUAGGUUAACACCAUAUCGAAUCUGUAGUUAUUGGUUGGAUUUGUACAAAGUUGAUUACUGCAAAUGAUAAUUUAUAAGUGAGAAAAAUGGCCGAUUUAAUUAAGACAAUUGAAAACGAUGAAGACAUAGUGAAUUUCUCGGACAACUCGGAUGAAGAAGAGGACUAUCAGCCUCGAAAACAGAAGAAAAAAGAACACAAGGAUUUUGACAGUGGAUUUCACUUUCUCUCUGAUGACGCGGAUUACAAUUACGAUACUUGGAACGACCUAAAUAAAUAUAUAACACGCACAGCAAAAACUAAGCUGGACGAUAAAAUUAAAAGAAUACGUGGCAAUAAUGGUUUACACACUACGGAUCCGUCACAUGCAGAAAACAAAGAAGAAGUGGAUGAAGAAGGGGAUCCGUACAUCUUCAAUGACGAUUUCCGCAAGGACAUCUUUAAAACAAAGACGUCAAAGGGCAAGAAGAAAUUCCUAAAACAACCCGAGAUGAUGGAGUUCGAGGAAUGCGCACCCGUCGACGUUUACGCUUCAUUCUACCAGAUGAACCUAUCACGGCCUCUCCUAAAAGCUAUAGGAACCAUGAAUUUCAUUUCCCCGACUCCAAUUCAAGCAGCAACGGUUCCCGUAGCUCUGAUGGGUCGAGAUAUCUGCGGAUGUGCUGCUACAGGAACUGGUAAAACCGCUGCCUACAUGCUGCCUACUCUGGAGCGUCUUCUCUAUCGUCCUAGAGAUGGUCCAGCAGUCACCAGAGUUCUCAUCCUAGUCCCCACUCGAGAACUGGGGAUUCAAGUCUACCAAGUGUCCAAGCAGCUUUCCCAAUAUACGACUAUCGAAAUAGGUCUCUCUAUUGGAGGUCUAGACCUGAAAAUCCAAGAGGCAAUUCUCCGCAAAAAUCCAGACAUCGUCAUAGCCACCCCAGGACGAUUGAUCGAUCAUCUCACAAACACUCCAACUUUUUCUCUCAAUAGCAUCGAGAUCCUUAUUCUUGAUGAGGCUGAUAAAAUGCUGGAUGAGUACUUCGCAGAACAGAUGAAACAUAUAGUGAAACAAUGCGCAAGAACCAGACAAACAAUUCUGUUUUCAGCAACUAUGACAGAAGAAGUGAAUGAUCUUGCCGCAGUCUCUUUGGACAAACCUGUUAAAGUGUUUGUAGGGUCGAAUCAGGAUGUAGCCUUCAAUCUCCGUCAGGAAUUUGUACGAAUUAGAAGGGAGAGAGAAGGAGAUCGAGAAGCUAUUCUAGCUGCCUUGAUCUGCAGAACUUUUCAUAAUAAUGUAAUGGUCUUCGUACAGACAAAGAAGCAGGUGCAUAGACUUCACAUCCUUAUAGGAUUAUUGGGGAUCAAGGUGGGGGAAUUACAUGGAAAUUUGUCGCAGCCCCAGAGAUUAGAAAACCUGAGAAAGUUUAAGGAAGAGGAGAUUGAUGUAUUGUUGGCCACUGAUGUUGCGGCUAGGGGUUUAGAUAUUAGUGGAGUCAAAACCGUUAUUAAUUUUGUCAUGCCAGCUACUAUUCAGCAUUAUAUCCACAGGGUUGGAAGAACUGCGCGAGCUGGCAAGGCUGGGGUCUCUGUCAGUCUCGUUGGAGAGCAUGAGAGAGGCCUCGUUAAAAGUGUAAUCAGACAUGCAAAUAAUCCAGUGAAGAAUAGGAUUAUUGCGUCAGAUAUUGUAGAGAAAUAUUGUGAGAGGCUAAAAGAGCUGGAAAAGUCAGUGGAGAAGAUUCUCGAAGAGGAGACAAUAGAAAGAGAACUUGCUAAGGUGGAGAACCAGGCGAAGAAGGCGGAGAGAUCCUUGAAGAAUAAGAAUCAGGAGACCAGAGGUUGGUUCCAAUGUUGUAGGGAGAAAAAUUUCGCGAAGAAAGGUUCAAGACUAGUCGAGUUCACAAGAAAAAAGGAGAGGAAUCUGGUACAAGAGAGCAAGCGGCAGACAAGGAGAAAAACAAAAGAGGAUGUGAAUUCGGUGGAGGAAAGGGCGAAUAAGGAAUUAGAUAAGGUGGCGGAGAUUCAGGCGAGGGCUGCCAAAAAAAGCGGAAAAUUGAAGAAAAUUAGGACAGUUAUUGAAAAUGGAGGAAUGCGACAAUACAAUGGUCCCAAGAAACGUGCAAAAUCAUCUUUUGCCUCAGAUCUGACAGACAUCGGCAGAAAGGGAGUAAAGAGAUUACGUUACGAAGCAAACAAAAAGCAAAAACAAAAAUUUAAAAAACGGCCGAAAAACCAGACGUGAGAAGAAUUCUGAAGGAAAGGUGGAAGAUAAAACUUGAAGAAGGAUUAACCUAUUAAAUAUCUAAAAAAAUUUAAGAAAUAUUAUAAAGCCAUGUUCUCCACCGUUAUAAAAUAAAAAAAAACAGAAAUAUGUUAUCUGAGCUUGAAAAAAUAAACAAUGCUUUUUGAGGGAUGGCGGUAACGA
Fopius arisanus is the source of this 2476-nucleotide messenger RNA. It is a transcript of the gene Rs1, whose product is annotated as Dead-box helicase Rs1. NCBI's taxonomy places the organism in Eukaryota, Metazoa, Arthropoda, Insecta, Hymenoptera, Braconidae. The record is from RefSeq and is a predicted model, not a curated record. Gene Ontology annotation, molecular function: ATP binding; RNA helicase activity; nucleic acid binding. Bases 161 to 2293 code for a protein of 710 amino acids. The transcript is spliced from 4 exons.